This is a messenger RNA of Colletotrichum scovillei, 630 nucleotides long. RefSeq lists its product as uncharacterized. Gene Ontology annotation, molecular function: 8-oxo-7,8-dihydrodeoxyguanosine triphosphate pyrophosphatase activity. The record is from RefSeq and is a predicted model, not a curated record. Bases 1 to 630 code for a protein of 209 amino acids. NCBI's taxonomy places the organism in Eukaryota, Fungi, Ascomycota, Sordariomycetes, Glomerellales, Glomerellaceae. The transcript is spliced from 3 exons. Gene Ontology annotation, cellular component: cytosol. Gene Ontology annotation, biological process: dGTP catabolic process.
AUGGCGUCACCACCUUUACACGACGACUCUCAAUUCCACCACAUCCGCUCAGGCGUCACAGCCAUCAUCGAGCGGCAUGGGAAAGUUAUCAUCGGAAAGCGCAAAGCCAGUCACGGUAUAGGCACAAUGCACAUGCCUGGAGGCCACCAAGACAUGUGGGAGGCUCCCGAGGCGUGCGCGGAACGAGAGACGUUCGAGGAGACCGGUCUUAUUGUGAAAGCCAUCGCGCACGGGCCGACCACUGAUGAUCAAUUUUUGAAGGAAAGGAAGCAUUAUAAGUCGCUUCAUAUAUGGUGCAAGAUGGUUGAUGAGACUGCUGAGCCAGAGGCAAUGGAGAAGGACAAGUGUGACGCUUGGGCGUGGAAGUCGGCGGAGGAGCUGGAGGAGUAUUAUGACCAAGGCAAGGCGUUUGAGCCAUUGAGAAAUCUGGUCAGGAAGGUUCCUCAGAAUGAUGUUCUUGAGGAGCUCAGGAAGCGUGCGAAUGCUCAUAAGGAAGCCGUUGAGCUAGCUGAGAAGGCUAAGCUCGCUGAGCAGGCUAAGGUUGACAAGCAGACCAAGGUUGACGAGCAGACCAAGGUCGAUGAGCAGGCUACAGACGUAGAAGUAGACCAUACGCACCAGAGCGUCUAG